GAUAAGCCCCGAUGCCGUCUCUCGCCCCGUGCAAAGUCCGGGCAGAGAGCGGGGGCUGGUGUUGCAGACUGGCUGCCGGGGAAGGAGCAGGGAGCAGGGAGCAGGGAGCAGGGAGCAGGGAGGGAUCGCUGCUGCUGCACCCGCCGCCGCUGCUGCACCAACACACCGGGACAGGGGAAGGGCAGCUUGCCUGCACCGCUCCUCUCCUCUCUGCUGAGCCAUGGGGGCCCGGCUCCUGUUCCGUGCUAUCAUUAUGGGGCCUCCCGGCUCGGGCAAGGGGACCGUGUCCGAGCGCAUCGUCAACACCUUCGGGCUCAAGCACCUAUCCAGCGGAGAGCUGCUGCGGACCAACAUCAAGAAUGAGACAGAGUUUGGUUUGCUCGCCAAGUCUUUUAUUGAUGAGGGAAAACUGGUGCCAGAUGAUGCAAUCACAAAAAUCAUACUACAUGAACUGAAGCAAAUGACCCAGUACAGCUGGCUGCUGGAUGGGUUUCCUAGGACACUCCCACAAGCAGAAGAACUGCAUAGAGUUUUCCAGCCAGACACGGUAAUUAACUUGAAUGUCCCAUUUGAGACGAUCAAAAAACGACUGACAUCUCGCUGGAUUCACCCAGGCAGUGGUAGAGUGUACAAUACUGACUUCAGCCCUCCUAAAGUAACAGGACUUGAUGAUCUCACUGGUGAACCUUUGAUUCAGCGUAAUGAUGACAAACCAGAAACUGUCACUUUGAGACUCCAGGCAUAUGAAGAACUAACGCAGCCUGUUUUGGAAUACUAUCGGAAUAAAGGCAUUUUAGAAGUCUUCUCGGGAACAGAAACCAACAAGAUUUGGCCUCAUGUGCAGGCUUUCCUCAGCAAGAAGAUACCAACAGUUUCUUAAAGAAUGCAGCUGUAAACAAAUAGCAGAGAACCUGGUGGCACCUUGACUGGUCAUCUCACCAGCUCCAGAAGGGAGAAAAUUUGAAAUGGUCUUUUGAUUGCAGUCUUAAAAAAAAAAUUGAUUGUGGAUUUUUAAAAUGAGUAUUUCUCAGAAAUACAAAUUUAGUUUUCAAAAAAGGUUUUAGAUUUUUCAUGUCUGACUGGAGUAAACCUGCAAAACUUUCUUAAUUGAGAACUGCAAAAGGCUUGUUUACAUAGCUGAUCAUUUUGUACUAUUGAUUCUAUUUUAAAUGACCAAUACUUGACACGACUAAUUAAAACGGAGUUGGAAGGGCAUGCUCUGAAUGGUUAACCAGAAACAUUUGAAUUUGGCACUUUUCCAAAUGAGAGAGGAAGAGAAGAAAUAAGUCUUUACAUGUGGUCACAUUGAUACCUGAGGGCAACAAGUCAUUCAGUUGAUUGAAAGUGAGGCAAGUUACUCUCCAGCAGUUGACCAAUUCAUUUGUGCUUUCUGAUUUCACUUCUGUGGAAGUUCUAAACUGAAAUCUGAUAUAGGACAGAAAAUCAAGUUCUUGGUCACUCAGAUUUGUCCUCAAUCAUGUCCAGUAGCAUAACUCCCUUUGUUGAGUGGAUGUACUGUACUUGUGUGACUGACCAUACCCGAUUUAGCCCAGUGGUAAGGGGAACUGAUUUUCACACUUUGUAUACAAACAAUAGAUGCAUAGGAAGGUGCAGUGGACUAAGGAAGGGGAAACUGUUAACCCUCACUUAUCUGUGAAGGAUUUCCAGUAUUUUUAAUUUUAUUUUCAAAUUCUAGUACAUGCAGUGUUUUUUCUUGAGUACAUCAAAUACAUAAGGUGCAGCAGGAACCUGUGUUCUUUUUAAAAUGGAGAAAGCAGCAUUACAAGGUGUGUUUUUGUACUUGGACAAUUAAAUCUAAAUGUACAUAACCAAGUUUUACUCUGACCAACCUUUUUAAAAUUUUAGAAUUGUAUAGAAAAUGUUUUGGAUGAAAGCAAGUCACUAAUCUUGUUCUUGGUAAAUUACACUUCAUGGGAAGAAAUAGUGAGAUCUGUAUUAUUGAAUUGUGCUAACUGCCUAACUCCAUAGCCUUGAUAGAAGCAUAAAAAAAUUGAUGUUUUGAAGGAAGGCAGCUUGUGAGUGGCCUCCUCCAGCUAAUCUACACGGGGCAUUUUAGGCAAGGUGGUAACUAAGCAACCAAUCGAGCUUGUUUCGGUGUCCUCCCAAGCUUUGAACUAUCUUCACAGUUCCAGUCUCCUAUCACAGCAGGAAAUCUGAAGGCAAUGAAAAGUACUUUACAAAACACAAUGAUUAUGGGGCCUUCUGUCUAUGAAAUGUCACAUCUUGUGCUAAGUCUGGUGAUUUUGGCUCUGAUGCUUCCUCCUGCUAUAUGCUUCUCACCUCUUCUAAGCAAGAACACACAUUUUAUAGGUUCUAUUUUUUGAGUAGCCCAGGAAUAUCCAGAAUGAGCGUAACCACAGGACCAUGUAUUCAGAGAUGCAAGUUUUAUUGUUGAAUGUAAAACAUUUCUGGACUUUUUUGACAUACAAAAGGAUGUUGUUUGUGCUUUAUGCUGCAAUAUUUUAAUUUUGGUAAGUAUUUCAAUUUUUGACCUGUUUUUUCUCUUGCAAAACAUUAAACAGUUUUCAACAUCCUCUAUUCCAUAAAGCCUGGACUCAACAAAGUCGAUCGAUUUUGCUCUUAAAUUUUAAUUGGCCCAACAUCCCCAGUUUUGAGGGAAGAGUACUCCAAAAUGUUUUCAUCCAUGUGUGAGAGAUUUACUUAAUUAGUUAAUCCAUUUAGAAUAAAAUCAAGAUAUCGCCCCUUACUCUGGGUUCUGCAACCAGAAGAAAUAAUUCUGGUGCAUUUGCCCUGUCUUUCAAAUUCUUCUAUCAUCCACAUUCUACUUGUUUUGCAGUAAUGAACAUGCUAUCUCAUUGGUUGUCUCACUGUGCAAUUUUCUAUCUUCAUUGACAAGAAUAUUUCACUUUUGCUACUAAUGAGUACUAUUCAAAUUCCAUCUUUUAUCAAGAUAGCAAGGCAAAGGCUAAAAAUUGAAAGCGGCAUAAUUCAAAGAAAAAUCAACAUUUUUAAGCAUUACUAAUGUAGAAGAAAUCUUGGUCUUCACUGGUUAGAUAUAGGAACCUUCUUCAUAUAAAUGAUUUUUAAAGAGUUAAAUAAAAUAAUUAGUCAAACUAAGCUACUACCAGAUUCCUAUGUCAUGACUAAAUGUUUAUGUACAAU
Molecule: messenger RNA, 3144 nt
Organism: Hemiscyllium ocellatum (epaulette shark)
Lineage: Eukaryota; Metazoa; Chordata; Chondrichthyes; Orectolobiformes; Hemiscylliidae
Gene: ak3
Product: adenylate kinase 3
Exons: 5
Coding region: 221-880 (219 amino acids)
Biological process (GO): nucleobase-containing compound metabolic process
Cellular component (GO): cytoplasm; mitochondrion
Molecular function (GO): AMP kinase activity; ATP binding
Source: RefSeq, a predicted model, not a curated record